Messenger RNA from Silurus meridionalis, 2369 nucleotides. RefSeq lists its product as uncharacterized. NCBI's taxonomy places the organism in Eukaryota, Metazoa, Chordata, Actinopteri, Siluriformes, Siluridae. Gene Ontology annotation, cellular component: external side of plasma membrane. The transcript has 5 exons. Bases 110 to 619 code for a protein of 169 amino acids. Gene Ontology annotation, biological process: negative regulation of T cell proliferation; cell surface receptor signaling pathway; immune response. The record is from RefSeq and is a predicted model, not a curated record.
GAGAGAGAGAGAGAGAGAGAGAGAGAGAGAGAGAGAGAGAGAGAAUGGCAGAGGGAACAGCAGGAGAAAGGUGCUCCAUUGUCGAAAAUCUACACACACUGAGGACACAAUGGACACCAGAAGCUCCUUCUCCUCCAUCUGCAUGUUGUGGAUCAGCGUCUGUGUGGGUCUCCACUCUGGAGAAUCAGUGAUCAGUGUAUCUGGUGAUUUGGGAUCUACAGCUGUUCUGCCGUGUGAACUGAAGAGUGUAGACAUUGAAACACAUAUCAGGUGGCGCACUGAAUCUGAGAUUGUGUUUAAGAGAAAGGGUGAGAGUUUCUCUCAGGGUGAUGGAUAUGAGGAUCGUGUGGAUGUUCCUGUGGAAGAGCUUCGUAAGGGGAACUGUUCUUUGGUGUUGCGCAAUCUACAACUUACUGAUACAAAUGUCUACAUGAGCAUCCAGAUGGUGAGACGCAUCAAGAGAUCUGUCACUACAGAAUUUAAGGAGAUCAGCCGUGUUUCUCUCUCAGUCAGGGAAAAACCUCCUGAGGAGAAAUCAGAUGAAGUGUCGAGUCCCACAGCCCUCAGGAACUUCAAGCUGACAGUCGGCUUUUGGGGAAUGUCUGGACUGGGGGUUUAAGUCUCGGUCGUCUUUAGCUCUUUCCCACACUGUCGGCUCUGGUCGGACAGCGUCUGCUGUUUUUAAGUCGGUUCUUCAUGUGGAAUCAGCAGCGGAGCUCAUCGGCGAGUGAUUGGAUAAUGAGCUUAGUGAUAAUUAGCUCACUUGUUUUAUUCUUGCUCUUGUCUUUGCAACUUGGCAAAUUGGUUGGAAAAUCUACACGAAUCUGUUAGUAAUGAUUGCAGCAGGUGGAAAAGCUGCAUGAUUUAUAUAUUCACAGUUUUAGCUCUUCCAGUUUUCCUGUUUGGAUACCGAAUACAGACUACUGCCACCUGCUGGUACAAGAGAUUUCUGUUCUCUCACGUAAGCUCAAAACAUACACACAUGGUUUGGUGCAUCAGAUGCGCCUGCAUAACAAUCAGCAUCAUUUGCAGCACAAUCAGCCGAUGGCAAUUAAUCAAAAAAUACCCAAAAUCUUCAAAAUCUCUACUCCCCAUGGGAUUGUUAGAUAGAACCAACAGAACAUGGAAGACCUACCAUUUAGUGCCUCUCUGUCUACACACACUGGAGCUGCAAGUAAUGAUUAUUUUGGUAAUCGAUUAUUCAGACAAUUAUUUUUCUGAUUAAUUGGAUGGGGGGUAUUUCAUGUUUUGCUGAUUAUAACUAUAUAUAACCCCUAAUUCAGGGUAUUAUUCAUAAACGUGUUUAAUAUAAAUAAAAAUAUAAAAGCCUAAUUUUGAGUUUAAAUAUCUUUAAUUCAGACAUUUUAAAGUUUAUAGUAGCUGCUUGUUGGGGAGGUUAUGAGGGAUUUCUCCUCUAACAAAUUCACUCAUGUUGGGUUGCUUAUUUCUGAAAUAAAAAAAUGCAAUAAAGCAAUUUGUGUAAAUCACCAUUUAUAUUGUUUUUAAUAAUGAUUUAUUUUUCAUGUUUAAAUGUUGGACAGUCGUAAAAAACAUUUCACUGCAUGUCGUACUCUGUAUUUAUGUGUAUGUGACGAAUUAGAAAUAGAAUUUGAGAUGGCAGGAUGGCAACCAUAAAACAAUUCAACAUUGUUUAGACAAUGAAAAAAUACACAUUUUGUUUUUGUUAUAUAAGCAUCUAAAAUAUAUAAUUAUUUAAAUUUUGUAAAAUAUUAAAAAUAUAUGCAUACAUUAAUUAUACAAACAUUGAAAACAAGCAUUUUAACAUAAUAAAGCUGCAGUAAAUCACGUUUGAAAACAGAUUAAUAACUGUUGGCAUGAGUGACCUGAUGCUCACAAGUGACGACAGAACAGAUCCAGUGCGAGUGUCCUGAAAUUAACAGACUAAUUUUUACAAACAAAAUUAAAAUACCAUUUUCACAUGAUGAGGGUUACACAGUUUUUACUCACCGUGCUGAUGUUUCAACUUCAUCCACGACACCAGUGUGUUUUCUUUUCAUGUGCUUGUGCAUCACUGAUAUUUCCAUCCUACACAAACUGCUUUGCAGAACUUCCAGCUACAGUUUUCUUUGUUGCGUAUGACUUGGAACGCGCCACUUUUUCCUGCUGCUGGUUGAACCUGAACUCUCCAAUAUUCCACAAGUGUCUGUGUUCUCUUACUGUCACACUAAACCCCUAACUUACGCAGCCCAGCUAAUCCAAUACAGCUUUUAUUCAUGACAAAUUUUUUUAUUAUUAUCCAUUUUAUUGAUUACUUGUUGCGGCUCUACUUCACACACUCAGACACAAACUAACAAAUUUACACUGAAGCUUUUGUGUAGUUUAUGAACUUUUCGACCUCAUUCCUCUUC